ACUUGCAGUGAGAGCUAUUCCACUGUAAAGAAAUCUCUCUCUCUCUCUCUCUCUAAUUUAACUAUAAAACACACUCAAAUUUUUAUAAACCAAAAAUCAAAAUAAUUGAAUCUAUAUCUGAAUCCCGAAACCCUAGAUCUUCUUCAUCGAUGGGUUCGCGAAAAGCUCGCGAGCGAGAAAUGCUCGACUCGGUGUGCUCGAUGAUCGCGCUCGUCUUCUUCUUCGUGACCUGCGUCGAGCUCUGCGACGCCGCCACCGUCGUCGACGUUUACCGCCUCAUCCAGUACGACAUCUCCGGCGCCCCCUUCGGAUCUCGCCUCGCCAAGCUCAACCACCACGCCGGCUCUCUUCACUUCCCUGCCGGCGCCGAUCUCUCCCGCACCGUCCUCAUGAUCCCAGUCCGCGACCUCAACAUCACGUUCCUUCAAGACUAUAUUGCUCAAAGACAGCCUUUGGGGGGCUUAUUGUUUCUGCUUCCCCAGAUGUUUAGUUUUGAAAAUAAAGAUGACAUGAGAAGUAAUCAUCAAAAUCAAGGAAAUGACCUGUUGAAGAAUGUAAUGGCAGAACUUGAACAGUUACUUAUACAUGCCAAUGUUCCUUAUCCUGUGUAUUUUGCUUUUGAGGAUGAUGAUAUUGAUGCUGUAUUGGCUGAUGUGAAGAGGACCGAUGCCAUUGGUCAGCCCGCUACUGCAACUACUGGCGGAUUCAAGCUUGUCGUCUCUGUACCAGAACCUAAGAAACUCAUUUCUCCCACAAUCACAAACAUUCAGGGAUGGUUGCCAGGGCUGAAGACAGAUGGAGAUGCAAGUCAACUCCCAACCAUUGCUAUAGUGGCAUCGUAUGAUACGCUUGGGGCUGCUCCUGCAUUAUCAGUGGGAAGUGAUAGCAAUGGAAGUGGCAUUGCGGCACUUCUUGAAAUAGCUAGGUUAUUUUCUCUUCUGUAUUCAAAUCCUAAGACAAGAGGAAGGUAUAAUUUACUCUUUGGGCUAACGUCUGGUGGACCUUACAACUACAAUGGAACUCAAAAGUGGCUUCGGAGCUUUGAUCAACGAUUGCGUGAGAGUAUUGACUAUGCUAUUUGCUUAAAUAGUAUCGGUUCAUGGGAUAAUGAAUUAUGGAUUCAUGUGUCUAAGCCUGCAGAAAAUGUUUACAUAAAACAAAUAUUUGAGGAUUUCUCAAAUGUAGCAGAAGGGUUGGGCUUUAAAGUUGGUUUGAAGCACAAGAAGAUAAACAUUUCAAAUCCCCGAGUAGCUUGGGAGCAUGAACAGUUUUCAAGGUUGAGGGUUACUGCUGCCACACUUUCAGAACUCUUCACAGCUCCUGAACUGCUGGAAAGCACUGGAGGGUUGGUUGAUAGCAGACAUUUUGUGAAUGAAACUGCAAUUAUCAGAAGUGUCAAGUUAGUUGCAGAGAGUCUUGCGAGACAUAUCUAUGGUUAUCAGGGAAAUAACAUCCAAAUCUUUGCAGAUGACGGUAGUUUGGCUGUCAAUCCUUCUUAUAUACAGUCAUGGUUGGAUUUUUUGUCACGGACACCUAGAGUGGCACCAUUCCUCUCAAAGAAUGAUCCAUUUGUCAUGGCAUUAAAAAAGGAAUUAGAAGAUCAUACUCAUGAGGUGAAUGUGCAACAUGAAGUGCUUGAUGGGAUGUUCACCUUUUAUGAUUUGACUAAAGCUAGACUUGCCAUAUAUCAGGUAGCCAGUGUAACAUUCGACUUGCUGUUGCUUCUAGCGUUGGGAUCAUAUUUGAUAGUGCUGUUCAGUUUUCUUGUCAUCACUACUAGGGGUCUUGAUGAUCUAAUCAGUAUAUUUCGACGACCUCCAUCUCGCAAGGUGAAAACAGCUUAGAUGACUGAAGACUGGAUUCACACCCAACUUGCUUCAGCAGUGAAUCUUUCUUAAGUAGCUUAGAUUGAAUCUACAAUGGAGGAUUUGUUAGUAAUCCUCUGUUGGUUAGUCUAGUACUCUAGUGUCACGUGGAAAGAUGUUUAUAAUUUGUUGUGCCAAAAUGAGAAUCAUCUUGUGCGAGAAAAAUUUUGUGAGAUUCAUUUUUUCAGCCUUGUUAUUGCCGGCUUUUUUGCAAAUGACUAUGUAUUCGUUGCGUGCAUCCGCACGUGGUGACUCAAUGUGUAUUGGUUGAGUGCAACUGCACAUGGUGACGGAAUUUGACCUAAACUGCUAAAAGAAACUUUUUAAAACUUAUGCAA
Molecule: messenger RNA, 2203 nt
Organism: Quercus robur (English oak)
Lineage: Eukaryota; Viridiplantae; Streptophyta; Magnoliopsida; Fagales; Fagaceae
Exons: 14
Coding region: 150-1844 (564 amino acids)
Biological process (GO): regulation of signal transduction
Cellular component (GO): endoplasmic reticulum membrane
Source: RefSeq, a predicted model, not a curated record